Molecule: messenger RNA, 615 nt
Organism: Phytophthora nicotianae INRA-310
Lineage: Eukaryota; Oomycota; Peronosporomycetes; Peronosporales; Peronosporaceae
Exons: 2
Coding region: 1-615 (204 amino acids)
Source: RefSeq, a predicted model, not a curated record
AUGUACAAACGUACGCGGAUGCUGUGUUCGAUGCUGGUGGGUCAAUGCAAAACGCCUAAAGCUCGCAACAGUCAACGUGAUGGAAAAUAUCGAAGCCAGAAAUCCGUUUACAACGGGCACAAACGCAAACAUGCUCUAAGAUACCAGACACUAUCAACUCCUGACGGGCUCAUUACCCAUGUGUAUGGACCUUUUCCUGGGCGAAACCAUGAAAUUAAGUUGUUCAAGGACUCGCGAAUUGCUAACGUCAUUCGCGGUGAUGCUCGGUUCAAGCCCUAUCGCAUCUACGGUGACCAAGCGUAUGGGAACGAUUCUGUGCUUUCGAGCCCAUUCACAGGGGCUGUGGCGAACCUUUCGCGAGAACAAAAGUUAGUCAACAAGAGCAUGAGUAAGGUGCGCGUGUCUGUUGAAUGGGGAUACGGACAAGUUGUCAAUUAUUGGACUGCACUGGACUUGAAACGACAAGCCCGCUCGGGUACCCAGCCUGUUGGAUCGAUGUACCGCGUGGCGAUUUUGCUAACUAAUUGUUUGACUUGCGCCAAUGGAGGCAAUACGAUCAGUGACUACUUCAGGCUUCCACCACCAAGUCUUGAGGAGUACUUGAAAGGCAGUUAA